GCUAGUUGGCGCCCGCAAUUAAAUAAACGAAGAAGAAGAGCAGACGUCCGUUACGUGCAGUUACUGGCGUUCAAUGUCAGUUUGAUGCAUGUUUUUGAACGUUUUUUUUAAAUUACACAGCUAGUUAAACCAUUACCGGACUAUCAUGCAGACAGCCGCACUUAGAGCUUUUUGCCACUGGCCACAGAGUAAUAGCACAGCGAUGAUUCGUCAGUGUUUAAAAUGCAGAGCACUAACUCUGCAGCAGAGCUCUCGCGCUUACGGAGUAAUUCCGCCCCCGCGCGACAGUGAGGAGAAGGAGAUGGUGCACCGGAUGCUGCGCGUGGACCAUGCUGGAGAAUAUGGAGCCAACCGCAUCUACGCCGGCCAGAUGGCAGUGUUGGGUCGAUCGAAGACUGGGCCAUUCAUUCAGGAAAUGUGGGAUCAAGAAAAGAAACACCUUGAGAAAUUCAAUGAAAUUCUUGCUGAGAACAGAGUUCGCCCCACAGCACUGUUACCUUUCUGGAAUAUUGCUGGGUUUGCAUUAGGGGCAUCAUCUGCAUUACUGGGAAAAGAAGGGGCCAUGGCCUGUACUGUGGCAGUGGAAGAGAGUAUCACUGAACACUAUAACAGCCAGAUAAGAACUCUGAUGGAGAAGGACCCAGAGAGAUACACUGAACUCUUACAAGUGAUAAAGGAAUUUAGAGAUGAUGAGAUGGAACAUCAUGAUACAGGACUGGCGCACGAUGCUGAAAAUGUACCUGGAUACUGGCUAUUAAAAAAUGCAAUACAGUUAGGCUGCAAAGCUGCAAUAUAUGUUUCCCAACGUAUCUAACGCUGUUCUUAAAGCAGUUGAAUUGUUUUGUUAUUCUGACUCAAGUUUGUAAAAAUGACUUAAUUUGGACCUGCGUUCUCACUCUGCAUCUUUGUAAAUGUAAAUGAAGCACAACGUACCUGUACCUGAUCGUAUCUGUUAAAAUUUCUGUAAUAAAUGUCAGGCCUUGGUUCUGUUUUCUGAAGGCAAAUUUU
Messenger RNA from Haplochromis burtoni (Burton's mouthbrooder), 1008 nucleotides. RefSeq names its product coenzyme Q7 homolog, ubiquinone (yeast) (gene coq7). Gene Ontology annotation, cellular component: mitochondrial inner membrane; nucleus. The transcript is spliced from 6 exons. Gene Ontology annotation, molecular function: 3-demethoxyubiquinol 3-hydroxylase activity. Lineage: Eukaryota; Metazoa; Chordata; Actinopteri; Cichliformes; Cichlidae. The record is from RefSeq and is a predicted model, not a curated record. Gene Ontology annotation, biological process: determination of adult lifespan; regulation of reactive oxygen species metabolic process; regulation of gene expression. Bases 146 to 814 code for a protein of 222 amino acids.